Messenger RNA from Bursaphelenchus xylophilus (pine wood nematode), 2638 nucleotides. The record is from the annotation of a GenBank genome assembly. Lineage: Eukaryota; Metazoa; Nematoda; Chromadorea; Rhabditida; Aphelenchoididae.
AUGCUCAUCGAACUCUCUGUUGGCGCUCUUCUCCUGGUUUUUGCUUACUUUAUUCUACAGAAUUUGGUGGGAUCUUCGACAACAGAGACUAUUCAUGUUGAUGGAGAGGUGGAUAAGGAUUUUGAGCACGUCAGAGACGUUUUCAGGCAAGUUCUUAAAAAAUAAAUCGUUUUUUUUUAUCAUUUAUGCUCUAAAUCUAUACAGUGUAUGUCUUGUAGCAGCGCCACACGACUUCUUUUUUUGAAGCGGUAGCCGUAAAAAUAGUCUUAAAACUCUUACCUCUUAUCAGAAACCGUUUAUAACGUUGUUAUCAGCGUUUUCACGAUGAUGAAAUUCGAAUGAAUUUUCAUGCCAAACAAAAAAUGUAGCAUACUGUUGUCGAACCCGUGUGCAAACAGAUUUUGAAACCGUUACCGAUUAAUUUUUUAUCGGUGCUUGCGCUUUCGCCCCGCAGAAGUGAUCGCCGGUUUAUAUCGACGUCUUUCCCGCUGAUCGUAAACGUACAUUUUGAUUGGGAAUUUCCCCAAAAGGAAGAUUUUUUACUGUAAUCAAACGGGGAAGGGGGAUAUGAGUUUGUGCUUGCAAAAUGGGUGCAAAAUUUAAAUUUCCAAACUAUACAAGAAUAAUGUUAACUUGAGACAAAUUUAAGUCUAUAAAAUCAUGCUUUUAGGUCCAAUUUCUUCAAGGACUGGGAGCCCUGCGGAGCGGCGUUAGCUGUUUUCUACAAAGGAAAGCUCGUUGUGGACCUCUGGGGCGGCUACGCGGACAAAGAAGCGGAGAGAAAAUGGUCCAAAGACACUCUCAACGUAACUUUCUCCUCGACCAAAGCAGUCAGUGCCCUUUGCAUUGCCAAACUAGUGGAUGAAGGAAGACUGGACUACAAUGACACCGUUACAAAAUAUUGGCCAAAAUUUGGCAAAAAUGGAAAAGAAGAUAUCACGGUCCAAUCGGUGAUCUCACAUACCGCCGGACUACCCUAUUUUGAGAAAGAAAUUUCAUAUGAAGAUGCGUUGAAUGGUCAUGAAAAGAUUAGGGAGAUAAUUGAAGAAGAGCAGCCAAAAUGGACCCCAGGAAGUCAUAUUGGAUAUCAUCCGCUGACGUACGGAUGGCUGGUGGAUCAAUUGGUCAGACAUGCGGAUUCAAGGGGAAGAUCGCUGGGGCAGUUUUACAGAGAGGAGAUUAGAGACAAGUUGGAAGGCAAGUUUGAUAUCCGAAGGGUCAUAAGGGCGUUGAACGUCUCUAGAAAAUUCUUGCAAAGCGAGAACCGAAAAUUUCAAAGACCAUUUUGGAAAACGCUGUUCUGAAAUUUUUUCAAGUCUGAUUGAGCCUAAAGAGGUCCCUGACCUAGGAGACCCGUCGGCCGAAUCAGCCCCCUAUUGUAGAACAAGUUCAAAAUGAAGGAUGCACGUUAAAAAAUCCUACAAAUUGAAAAAAGGGUGAAAAAGCAUCGUAUAAGAUGUCACACCCAUAUUUCAAUUUUCAAAAUUUGUUUUUCGUCAUCAACAUGUAACCUCUCAUUUCUAUUUUUUUCUUAUUUGGGCCUCUUUGAUUGAAGUGGCUCUCCUUUUUGGGUCCCUUUCAUUUUGGAGGCCUCUUCGGUUGGGGGCUUCUUCGUUUCAGGGGCUUCUUCGGUCAAAAGGUCUCCUAGGUCAGCGGGCCUCCUAUGCUAUAAUGGCCAAAGUCACCAAGGCUGCCGGGGCACUCCUCGAUGCAAAAUGAAGUUUCUACAUCUAUAAUAUAAAAAUUUUUCAGACAUCGACUACCAUCUUGGUCUACCUCGUUCCGAAUUCCAUCGAGUGUCGCGAUUGCAGUUGCCUGAUCGCUGGCAGCGACUAAAGGAAUUCCUCCACAAUCCUCAUGCCGUGUAUUACUGGCAUUACACGAAGGAUUUCUGGAACAAUGGGCUGCUGGCUCUGACAAAUGCGCACAUUCCGUGGAUGCAGUUUAUUUUUGUAAGUAAAAUACGUCUUUAAUAUUUUUUGUAAUUAUUUUUCCGACUAGAAAUUUAAGUCUUUGUAUAAAUUGUUCUAUAUUUUUUAGAAAAUGAACUUCAAUAAUCCGGAUCUCUGGGUUUUGGAGCAAGGCGCGGUUCUGGGAAUCGGAACGGCCAGGGCUUUGGCAACAUUGUUUCAAAAGGCGGUCAUGGAGGACGGACUUCUGAAGCAAAAAACGAGGGAGAGAUUUUUGACUCCAUGCAAAGAUGGGGAAGAUAUUGUAACAGGUGCUAAUGUCCUUCGAGGGAACGGGUUGAUGUUCUCCAAAUUCGAAGUUGAUGGGGUAAGUGGUUGAGUUUAAGUUUGGCAUAGAUGCUAUGACACUAAAAAGGCCGUAAAAAUAUUGCUAGUUCUUUUUCUGGCGCAGUCCACAUAUCCAGCAAUCUUUUUUAAAAUACAAUUGUUUUCCACAAAAUACGACUAUUUUCCAUCAAUCACAUCUCAUAUUUCAGAAAAAAUACGAGUACGCCGGCCAUGCCGGGGUUGGAGGGCAGAACAUUAAACUGGAUUUGAACCAUGAUCUUUGUUUCGCUUAUGUGUCGAACGGCUUCAAAGCCGGCUUCGGCGAUACGGCCAGGACAUUUGUCGCUCUUCGCGAUGCCAUCUACCGAUCCGUUGCCAGGAUCGAAAGUUCUCAGGAAUAG